GGAGAAGCAGAGCUGGCAGCUGGAUAAAUCAGGACUGUAGGGAAAAACAAGAGUAUAAAGGCAGGAAAUCACAACUAAAUGCAAGGAAGGUGAGGUUACUUAGCUGCUUUGAGUUUCCAGACACAGAAAUUAUUUAAAGAAAGAGAAGAAGAAGUAACGCGUGGAUGAAAGAGCAGAUGGCUGAAAAUUGCUACAGGGCAGUAGGAGCAACUGUGGGCGGGGAGAGGGGAAGUGUGGUCGACAGGAGAGGAAUUUAAAGUCUCAUUGUUCUGGAAGAGCAGAGGCAGCGAGAGCCGAGGAGCAGGAGGACAUGGACGUGAGCGCAGCCAUGGAAAAGAUGUCUCUCAGAGGUGCAGGGAAGUGUCUGGUUUGUAAGGGCAGCUGCUCUGGACUUCAGCCCCAUUCUUGGAGGAAAGCCUGCAUGGCAUGCGGCUGCAGCACGGUCGACCACGCUCCGGAGAGUGAUCUUGAGGACGAUCAGCAGAUGGGACGCCUGUUCGGAGACUCGCCCUGCUCACACUUAACUGCAAAGGUCAAAGGGGGCGGCGGCCUUCGGAUGUACAAGAGAAACCGAAUGAUUGUGACGAACCCGGUGGUGUCACGCAAGGACCCAACUUUCAUCACCACCACGUACGACUGGGCACCAGCCGGGCUCAACCAGAAACUGGCCAUGCAGUACAUGGAGCUCCUCCCAGAGAGUCAACGUCCCGUCUCAGGGACCGAGGGGGCCCUGGAGCGCCGCAGGCAGCUUCUCAGACAGCUCCCUGUCUACGAUCAGGACCCCAUGAAGUGUCAGAGUCUCGGCAGCCAGGAGGAGGUUUGCACCAUGAUUCUGUUUGUGAAGCAGUUCAAACAGGAGGUUCUGGGAGUGGGCGAGGUGGCCUUACCUGGAGAGGGAGGAGUUCUGAAGGAAGCAGCUGCUCAGAGGAUGGCAAAGGAGGUCAAAGAUCACAGUCACAAAACAGAUGCUGUGCAGGACCAGAACCAGAGUGCAACCAGCGGCACCACCUCCUCUGCUGUGAACGGAACCGAUGACAAAACUGAAUAUCGGUGUACUGGUUGCCACGAAGAGGUUGUGAAGGACAGUCCAGCUGUUUACGCUGAGCGUGCAGGUUACCAUGACGUCUUGUGGCAUCCCACGUGCUUUGUUUGCUCAGACUGCGGCCAUGGUCUGGUGGACCUGGUGUAUUUCUGGUCCAAUCAGAAGCUGCUCUGUGGACGGCAUUACUGUGAGUCGGUGUGGCCGAGAUGUUCCGGCUGCGACGAGAUUGAACUUCCAGCUACUCCUUUUGAAUCACUGAUCAUCUCCUCUGUUGCUUCUCCAUCCUCAGCUCAUCUUCUGCAAGUCGUUCAUCACAGCGAAAGAUGGACGGACGUGGCAUCCUCAACAUUACUGCUGCUGGAAGUGUGGCCAAAGCCUGGAUACACCCUGUCAGCACUGACAAAUAUUUAAUUUUAAAACAUCACCAAUAGAACUACGAGGAAGAAAAGAGAUCAAAAUAACAUACAUAAAAGUAAAUCCUUCAUAAUAAAGAGCUGAAUUAUGUUUUUA
Messenger RNA from Girardinichthys multiradiatus, 1552 nucleotides. It is a transcript of the gene lmcd1, whose product is annotated as LIM and cysteine-rich domains 1. The transcript has 7 exons. Bases 311 to 1453 code for a protein of 380 amino acids. Lineage: Eukaryota; Metazoa; Chordata; Actinopteri; Cyprinodontiformes; Goodeidae. Gene Ontology annotation, molecular function: zinc ion binding. The record is from RefSeq and is a predicted model, not a curated record.